AUGAAAAGAGGAAGGUUGGGAUACGAUGCAAAAAGAUCCCUGAGUGACAACCGUAGCAUCCGACACGAGAAGAAAAUAGAGCAGUUUUACAAUUCGCACAGUGACAACCAGAAAAGACAACCACCGGCGGAAAAACAACAGCCUGGCAGCAGGGGCGACGCUCACCCCGAGCACACGCCGCCUCCGCCCGCCUUCCGCGGCCCCCCGGCAGGAUGCGCGCAGGGAUCCGCGCAGGGGAUGCGCGCAGGGGAUGCGCUCCGCUCGCCGCAUCUAACCCGCGGACCCGCGCCCUGCUCAGCCCGGGGGCAACCGCAUCCCGCCGGGCACCCGCGCAGCCCCCUCCCGCCCUCCCCGCGCAUCUUCCGCGCAACCGGGCAAAAAAAAAAAAGCCGGGGAAGUUUCUCUCCUCCUGAGGAGGAGGCAGGCGCCCGCCAGCGCGGAACCGGCUCCCGGCACGGCGGAAACAAAGCGGAUUUACCUGGGAAGGGCAGCGGGGCGCCCUGCGCAGGACGCAGCCUGUUGCGCGGGUUCCCUCCGGGGCAAAACCCCCCUCCCCAAACUUCGCGCUGGCAUCCACCACCGUCCUCCUCAUCCUCUUCAUCCUCCUCCUCCUCCUCCUCCCCUCCCGGCUUCCCUCUGCGCCAAACCAGUUAA
Messenger RNA from Calidris pugnax (ruff), 654 nucleotides. Its product is annotated as basic salivary proline-rich protein 1-like. The transcript is spliced from 2 exons. Lineage: Eukaryota; Metazoa; Chordata; Aves; Charadriiformes; Scolopacidae. The record is from RefSeq and is a predicted model, not a curated record. Bases 1 to 654 code for a protein of 217 amino acids.